Physella acuta is the source of this 1209-nucleotide messenger RNA. RefSeq lists its product as uncharacterized. The record is from RefSeq and is a predicted model, not a curated record. Lineage: Eukaryota; Metazoa; Mollusca; Gastropoda; Physidae.
AGAUUAGAUCAUGUAAAAAUCUAUUUCAUCUAAUCAGCAUUAACUGUUUAUAGAUCUAAUAGUACGUGGAUUAGAUCAAGUAUAAGAAUGUUUAUGUAUGUGUCAGGAUAUUUCAUCACAAAAAUGACGAAGUUUGUUUUGAUUAUACUACUUUCAAUAUACAUUGAGCCAGCAAAGUCAGCCUGCAAAACUGGAUGGUUUGGAAUAACUUGCCAAUACCAAUGUCACUGUGAACAGGACAAGUGCGACAUCAACGGGGGAUGUUAUGACGAAACUCAAUGUUCAAAGGGCUGGUUUGGUCCAAGUUGCCAAUAUGUCGAUUUAGUUUUACAAGCGGACAAGAUGGAGCCGGACUAUUUUCAUCUUAAAGAUAAUGAUGAAAGCACGUGCGAAUCCACAGAAGCAUUUAGGUUGUCAUGGUUAUUAAAUCACGAUUUAACCUGGAUUAGAAUUGUUUACAUGAAUGAAGCUGAUGCUAAUAUCACACUGAAGUUUUACUAUGGCCAAAAAUCCGUAUCCUAUACGUCAAUGUUUUAUAACUUUUAUGAUAGUUUUAUUGACAUCUACCUGAGGAUGGAAAAUUUAACAAACAGCGUUCAAUUUCUCUUUGGAAAAAGAACCAGCAUUUGCGAUGUGCGUAUCAGUGGAGGUCGCAACAUGGCUUUGAAGCAAACCACAUGGCAAAUAGACACAUCCACUAUUGGUGAAUACAACAGUAACAAUGCUGUUGACGGAAAUCGAGAUCCGAAUGUACAAUCCGGAUCUUGUAGUCGCACAUUAACUACAAAAGGCCAUGUGUUUUGGAAUCUUGUAUUUAAUUCUGCAGUUGACGUCUACAGGUUUCUUAUCGUGAACGCAGCAACACGAAGAGAACAACUCAGCAACUUCUGUUUAACGGUUUAUGAUAAAAAAACACGCAAGGUUAACAUCCGGGAUGAGAGUUCACAACGUGGAGAGUUUGCUUACAACGUAACAGUACCUACAACACGGGCCACUAAAGUUACCAUCUCUAUAAAUAACAAUUACCAAUUAGUUCUUUGUGAGGUUGAAAUAUUUGGAGACAAAGCUUGCCCAAAUAAUUAUUUUGGGUUAGAUUGCGAGAGGCCAUGUAAUUGUGGACAGGAUGAAGAUUGGUGCAUGUCUGCUACUGGAGCUUGUAGUAAAGGCUGUCGCACAGGAUAUAAAGGCGUGGACUGCAACGAAGGUUAG